UGGAUACCCAUUUGACAGCUAGACGACGAAUUGUGGCUUAAAAUAUUUUGAAAAUUAAAUUAUUAGUAAUAAUGAAAUAAAUUCAGUAGAAAUGCAAGAUAUUUGCGAAAAUAUUCGUACGGCAAUCGAGCACGGCCGUACCGAUAUUAUCCGAUCUCUAUUGGAUGCAUGUGAAAAUGGAAAUACAGGAGAGAGCAUUACAAAGGAAAAAAUUCUGAAUCAGGCUCUCUUAGAGGAAGGGACUUUCCUUCUGUACGCAUCUAAGAUAAAUCAAGUAGAUGUUGUGCGAAGUCUUCUUAGCUGCGGUGCAGAUCCUACAAUUCAAAACUCUCAGGGUUACAAUGCAGUUGACGUUGCAUCUUCUGAUGCAAUACGACGUAUUUAUGUCGAAGAACUCUUAAGAGCUACCGCUGCAUCUGAGCUGGAAAGAGUUGUGCAAUUACUAGCUGCAGGGAUAAACAUAAAUUCCUGGGAUUCAGAGGGGAGUAAAAAUACUCCACUUCAUUGGGCUGCUUGCUAUGGCAACAAAGACGUAAUUAAGUGUCUGAUAGACAGAGGAGCAGAUGUUAAUGCAGAGAAUAGUUGCGGAGCAACCCCUUUACAUGAUGCAGUUAAUCGUGGAGAAGUGACAAUUUGUCAGGAACUGUUACAUUCUGGAGCUAAUCCUCUUGCACGUGCAAACAAAGGAACAUUCGCUGGGAAAACUCCGUAUGAUUUGGCAAUUGGAAAGCCUACAUUGCAUUCUAUGUUGCAGAAAUUUUUAGCAAUCGUAACAUCUAAUGAAAGCAGUAGUAUGCAUAAUGCUAAUACGUUUAUGAGCCAAAACUAUGGAGACCGAAAAGUAUCAAAGUCUUCAAAUUUGAGCCAACUUUCAAUAGAUUCUACCAAUAAAUCAUUUGACCAAAUAUUUGAGGGGAUGAGUCGUGAACCUGGAAUCGAUAGUCCUGUUAAAAGUAUAGGAGAAAGAUAUGGGAUAUUCAAUCUCAUUUGGCCACAGCCGAAGACUAUUAUCGAACUUCCAGACGCACUUCCAUUCAUUGCUGGAAAAGAACUAUUUAUUUCUAUAAUACAAGGCACUGAAUCGAUCCACAGAAUAUUGGAUGUAUGGGAGAUUAGUAGGUCAAUAUUAUUGGAGCUUGGUCAUGACGUUAAAAUUGGUGAAGUACAACCAAGAUCUGGAAAACUAUAUUCCGAUCAACAGAUAGAGUGUUUAGUUAAUGGAAACCUCUUCAACGUUAGUAACGGCUACCAACUGCUGAUUUCUCAAAAUGUUAUUAAAGUAACUGCUGGUAGUUUGGCAGGCUUGCAUUACGCGGUUUGUACGUUUGUACAAAUCCUAAGAUUGUGCAAAACUCACAAAACAUCAGAUGUAUGCGAAAUUGAUGCUGUCUUAGUUAAGGACGAACCAAGAUUCAAACACAGAGGCGUAUUACUGGACAUAUCUCCAAGAGGACGAAUACCCAACCUAGAAUACUUAUUCCACAUGAUCGAUUUAUGGUCAGCAUUUAAAAUAUCUCACUUACAUCUUUACUCUAGGUUGGCACCAAGCUGUGAUUGGCAAUUAUGUUACACUAGAUCAGAAAUGGUGACGCUGGACAGAUACUGCAGAGAUCGGCACUUGGAAUUAGUGCCCGCAUUGGACGUUGACUCAAACGUAAGUCAACGUCACUUACCCCAAAUGUGGCCAGUAUUUCAAGAACUGCUUGCCACCUUUCCAAGUCUAAAUUACGUACAUGUUGGGCCCCGGCUGGCUGGUUUGCUUGUUCAGUUAGAAAAUUUGGACUCAAGUUUAUCUGGGAAUGAAACUGUGGAAACAGAUAUGUCUGAAGUAUUCAAAUCGUACUCUUGUCUCCAAGAACUUUGGCAUAUUUUAAACUUGAAUUCCGAUGCAACGUUAUUACUAUGUUCAAAUGGACUACACUCCAAACCGGACUUACGAAACGUUCCAAGCAAUGUCGUCCUGGUGGAAUAUGGUUUUCAGGCUGACUACGAUUUCUCAGAAUGGACAGAAGUAUUCAGAAAUGCUGGUGGCAAUGUGUUGCCUAGCUCUGGAACAGCAAGUUAUAAUAGUUUGGCUGGAUGUCCGGCUUCGACUUAUGCCAACACAAGAAAUGCUGUAAAAACUGCCCUACAGCAAAAUUCAUUCGGUAUUGUCGUAGCUCACUGGUCAGGUAGCCAUCAUUUGACCCCGCACCCGUUCGCUUGGGUAGGGUUUUUAAUUGCAGCUGGGCUUGCCUGGAAUCCAGCUAGCGAGUUUGAUACUUUCAAUAUGGAAAGCUGUGAUAUGUCUGAACUCCCUAAUACUUCCAGACAACUGACUCUAGCAAAACUGCUCGAUAUUCAUGUUUUUUCGGACUCGGAAGGAAAAGUGGGCAAUGCAAUACUUGAAUUAGGACGCGUGGAUACGUUAGUACUAACAUUGAGCAAAAAUCAAGCAGUAACAGACUUGAAGCAAAUACCAGAUAACAGAGGUUCUACUCUGUAUCGGCUUUUAACUGACCCAGACAAUGUUACGUUAGAUAAUCUAUCGACUGAUUUAUUUGUGAAAAUUACUAAGCAAAUUAAACGCAUUUCCCACUCAUUGUAUGAAGUAAACCUAACAUCAAAGUUUGCUUUAAUGGAAAUUCAGGAACUUCAAUUAACAGCAGACUUGAUGCUGACUGCCUGUCGUAUUGGUAGAACUCUGAUCGGUGUUGGCGUUAAUCCAAAUAGCAAUAUGGGCCUAGCUGUUAUUAACCUUGGAGUAAGCAAUUUACCACCGACUUUUAGGACGGAUAUAGCCAACAAGCUUUUAGCUCAUAUUGAGCAGUACAAAGGUGCAUGGCUACAAAGACACUUGCCUCAAGGGCUUCAAAGUUCCUUGUUAGUGUUAACUGCAGCCUUACAUAGAUUUGUGCCCGAAUCAUAAUCCUAAAUUAAGAGAAAAUAUACAGCAGUCAUAUACAAAAAACAUAGCUAGGCAUGGAAAUGAAAUCAGACUUGGAUAGCCGACAUAUAUCAGUAAUUUGAUAGGAUCGACGACUGGUAGUUCUACCUUUGCCUUCUGACCAUCACUUUCAUCACCUGAGGAAUAUUCUUCCAGAGUUCCGUCCGAGCAGUGGAUCACUCUUUUCGGCUUCUUGGUUUUUCUGGGUUCCAUCUUAUAACAAAAUAGAUACCGAAUAUCAUGCAGAUACAAUGAUAAAAUUAUUGAAAAUCAUUAGCAAUGAUGUAACAUUCUAGAAACAGCUCAUAUAGUAAUCUUCAAUGUAAUGCUGUUACUCGAAAUUGACGCUGUUACUUGUGCCAAGUAAUUGUUGUGAAAAGAUUGUUGUCAUGAAUGUUUACAAUUUA
Messenger RNA from Neodiprion virginianus, 3333 nucleotides. RefSeq lists its product as uncharacterized. The transcript has 11 exons. The record is from RefSeq and is a predicted model, not a curated record. Gene Ontology annotation, molecular function: protein binding; beta-N-acetylhexosaminidase activity. NCBI's taxonomy places the organism in Eukaryota, Metazoa, Arthropoda, Insecta, Hymenoptera, Diprionidae. Gene Ontology annotation, biological process: carbohydrate metabolic process. The coding region runs from base 92 to 2908 and encodes 938 amino acids.